Messenger RNA from Papilio polytes (common Mormon), 1334 nucleotides. RefSeq lists its product as uncharacterized. The transcript is spliced from 7 exons. Lineage: Eukaryota; Metazoa; Arthropoda; Insecta; Lepidoptera; Papilionidae. The record is from RefSeq and is a predicted model, not a curated record. Bases 131 to 1234 code for a protein of 367 amino acids.
AAAAAAAAGUCGUAUUCUAAUCAAAGAUUUGUUUUUCUAUGGAUUGAUGUUUUCUGUAGGAUACGAAUAAAAAAAAAAUGGCCUAGUGUUGUUUCAAUACUCAUUUAACGCACAAAACGCAUUUUACACAAUGGAAGCCGAUUCAACUACUUAUGAAAAUACGUAUCAUGCAAAUACAAAAGUUGCAGAUUCUCUUCCUUUCACGAUCUGCCCAGGAAACUAUAAAUUAUAUCAAGAUUUUAUCGAAGAUAAUGUAGAGAAGAACAUAGAAUAUCAGAUCGUUGAAAGACUCCAGCAAUUCGGUUUAUUGCCGAAUACAGUCAAAUGUCCAUCAUCCAAUCCUGAUUGCAAUGUAGUUUGCAAAGUUGCGCGUGUUAUAGACAGAGUGCAGUGGGUUUGUGCGGGAUGUGGGAAAAGACAACCAAUUAGAAUAGGUUCAUUUUUCUUCAAGCUGCAGUGUUCUAUACUACAAGUUCUUCAGAUGACUCUAGCAUGGUGUGAGGAUGUGGAUAUUACUGUUGCAUUACAACAUUUUGAUGUCAAGCCAAAAGUUGCAAUAUCUAUCUAUGAUCGACUUGAUGAGUUGGCUAUAAAGGAGCUAAACAGACAAAAAUUGGGUGGUGAGAACAGUGUUGUCAUGGCAGAGAUGUAUCCAGAUUGUCUGAACCGCUUAUCACCAGAUACAACUGACCAGCCUCAUGUGCAUAGGAUAUUAAUGCUGGCAGACACUAAACAUAUAUCAACAUAUUAUCGGCUACAUGUUAUAAAGGGUGAUCCAAAGAACUUGCAUAGUGAUAAUAUGGAUGAUGAUGAGAUACUCAAAUCGGAAGUAGAGAUGGUACUAAGUAAUAUGACUGAACCAGGAUCUAUGAUAGUGUUGGGCAACAAUGUACCCAGCAUAGACGGAUGUGUCAGCUACCAGAAUCUUGUACAACACUGUGAUGUGGACAUGCAGAGAUUUUUGAGUUCUCGCGUGUGGCGUCAAGCGCUGACACUGUGUGCAGCUUCGCGGGACCUGUGCGUGGCGGGGACGGGGGCGGGGGUGGCAUCGGGGGCCAAUGUGGGCGUGACGGGGGCGGGGGCAGGUGUGGGGGCGGCGGCGUGCGCGCUCGCCGUGCAGCGCUACCUCGAUGCUUCGCUUUACCGUCUGCGAUACGAAGACGGUUUCUACGAUCACAUACUCAAACUUAUAUCAGCAGAGUUCACCGAAACCUCAGCCAGUGAUGCAAAUUAGAUUAAGGAUUUAUUUAUCUUACUAAUAUUUUAAUGUGAAAGUUAAAAUGGAUGGAUGUUUGUUAGAGUUUGUCGCCUAAAUUGCUUAACGGAUUUUGAUG